This is a messenger RNA of Spirometra erinaceieuropaei, 795 nucleotides long. Lineage: Eukaryota; Metazoa; Platyhelminthes; Cestoda; Diphyllobothriidea; Diphyllobothriidae. The record is from the annotation of a GenBank genome assembly.
AUGUUCUCUGCCAUGCUGAUGGACGCCUACCUCGAUGAACGCCCCGGGAUCCGCAUCGCCUAUAGAACGGACGGUCAUCUCCUGAAUCAACGGCGCAUGAGCUUCCAAUCACGCGUCUCCACAACCACCGUUCACGAACUCCUCUGCGCCGACGACUGCGCCCUAAACACCACCUCGGAAGAGGAGAUGCAACGCAGCAUGGACCUGUUCUCCGCCGCCUGCGAGAACUUCGGUCUGUUCCUUAACUCGGUCACAGCCCCCAACGCGCCGCCGCAAAUCAGCGUGAACGAAACACAACUGCGAGUGGUGGAGAACUUUCCGCACCUGAGCAGUACCCUCUCCCGCAACCCCAAGAUCGACGACGAAGUCGUCAACAGGAUCUCGAAAGCCAGCCAAGCCUUCGGUCGCCUCCAAAGCACAGUUUGGAAUCGCCGCGGUCUUCAGCUGAGCACCAAGCUGAAGAUGUAUAAGGCCGUCAUCCUGCCGACACUACUGUAUGGAGCGGAGACUUGGACGGUGUACGCAAAGCAGGCACGCCGUCUGAACCACUUCCACCUCAGCUGUCUUCGUCGCAUCCUGAGGCUGAAGAGGCAGGAUCGAAUCCCCGACACUGAUGUGCUGGAACGGACGGGAAUCCUCAGCAUCUACGCCAUACUGAGACAAAUGCAGCUGCGCUGGAGCGGCCACCUGGUGCACAUGCACGACGAGCGACUACCCAAACGACUCUUCUACGGAGACGUCGCGACGGGUUCUCGCCGUCAAGGAGGCCAGAUUCGCGUUACAAGGAUACCCUGA